AUGUCAGCAAUACUCAAGAGCUUUGUCGGCUGGACUGUUGUCCCCGAUUUUGCCACUAAAAACGGUCUUUUCAUGAUACACACCUACUUAUUCCCCCUUCUCAAACUCAAAGCUCCCGCACCCAAGUCUCCCACUUAUUACCUUCACUACCGAUGGACGUUUGCUGUUGUCGUUCUCGGCUAUCUCUUUUACACGAUAUUUGAAGGCUCAAGGACGAUGCAGCCAAACUUUUACGAGAUCUUGGGUGUUCUACCGGAUGUGGAUGAGAAUGGGUUGAGGAUGGCGUUCAAGAGAUUCGCAAAGAGGUAUCAUCCGGAUAGACCUGGCGUGGGGAGACAGGGAGAAGAGCUUUUUAUGGCGACUAGAGAUGCUUUUGAGGCGCUGAAGAAUCCGACCGUGAGAUUUGCAUAUGACAGAUUCGGACCGGAUGUUCUCCAAUGGAAAUUAUCGACGCCAAGGGAGUAUAUGCGUCAAGGAUUAAUGCAAUCGUCCGGAUACCACAUAUUCUCAGGAAUCGCGUUAGCUGUAGUUUCAUCGAUAGGUCGACCGAGCCCAGUCAGAUUCUGGCGUUACCUUCUUUAUUGGAGCUUCUUUGCCCUCGAACUUUCCUUCAUACUCUAUCCACCUCCUUCGUCUUCAGCUCCGAUAACGGAUAUUUCAAUCAAGAACACAUUUCAUAUGAUCUUUCCAUAUCGCGUUCCUUACCAGCAUAUACUAUUUCUGCAUCAAGUGUUCAUGUUCUUCAGCAUCGCAGUCAGUCGUGUCGCACCACGACUUUUCCCGGACGACUCGAGAAGCGAAUACGAGAUUGUUGUUCAGCAUAUAGCUGCGUUGGCUGGGUUUGGUGAUCGCGAAGCUUCAAUCAUGCUUCACACUGAACUCCACGCUGCACAUCCUCUUAAGGAAUCAAAUACAUCAUCAUUGAGCCAAAUACAGCCAUGCACACCUUCUCCUGACGUUAUGGACAGUCUCGCGAAGGAGAUGGAGAACAUGAUAAUAGAAACGAACCUUCAAGCGAAUAUCCCUCCACUUCGUGCCGCACGAGAAGCUGCCAUCGAACGUGGGAGAGCGGAACGGGAGUUGAAAGAAAAAGAAGAGAAGGAGAGACACGCGUUAUCGAGAACACCUGGUGGGAAGGUUAGUGCAGAAAUAAGUGGAAAUCUGCCUUCACCUAGACCCUCGCCGCCACCACCACCAACGGGAAUGGGAAGAAGGAAUUCGAGUUAUGUGAGGGCAAGGAGCGCACGUGUUCGCUGCGCCACUGUAUGA
Messenger RNA from Marasmius oreades (fairy-ring Marasmius), 1269 nucleotides. RefSeq lists its product as uncharacterized. The record is from RefSeq and is a predicted model, not a curated record. The transcript has 5 exons. Gene Ontology annotation, cellular component: endoplasmic reticulum. Lineage: Eukaryota; Fungi; Basidiomycota; Agaricomycetes; Agaricales; Marasmiaceae. Bases 1 to 1269 code for a protein of 422 amino acids. Gene Ontology annotation, molecular function: misfolded protein binding; protein-folding chaperone binding.